CGUGCCGCCGUGAAAGCGCACCCGCAGGGCUUCCAUCAGCGGCGGACGCCCCCGUGUUGCACAAAAAAGACGCGGUCUUCCUGGGCGAGGGAAGCUGUAGCGAGAGAGAAACGGCUUCCAACCUCUCUUCCUUCGUUCGUUGGCUGUUCGCAGGCCACUCCACCCCGCCGGAGGGGUCGGCGGGGCCCACUGUAUAAACAGGAGAACCCUGAAGGGCGGACGUCGCCGUUUGGGGAGGAAGCGAAUCUGGGCGGGGACGUAACAGAAGUUCCCUCCACCAGCAGCGGGUUUUGAAGAACCUCGGUGGCGGCAGUAAACCAUCGCCUCUGCUUUCUCCCGCCCGACCCUGCCUCAGAGAUCAGUCGAGUGCAGCAGUGGAGAAGCCGGAGGCGCCUCGCUUGCAGGAUGGUGCAUUCAGCCGAGCAGACGUCUCCUAGGGCAUGAGCCCUCUACUACUCCUUGAUAACCCCCUCGUUGUAUUUGUUGUUGAAUUCCUCGGUUCCAAAUCUGACGAGGCGGACCAGGAAGUCGGCGCUCCAAAGAGACGCGGCUUGCGGGGCGUGCCUCCCGCUAGUGUUUCUGAUUUGUGCAGAAACAUCUCUCAACAGUUCACGAGAUUCGACGUCUCUGGCCUGGGCGGAGGCAGCGUCUCUCCGCGACCUCAUCUCCGACAGUGCUGCACCGAACCUUCAACCGGUGCGGAGGAGGGCGUCGCUGCCGGUGCCGAUAUGCAGGGAGGAACACCCGACAGCCAGACGGAUUGCCUCUGUUGCCACCCCGUCGGGGUCGAGGCCAUGGACGUGCGGGAAGGCGGCGGCGAGUGCGGGGUUCGGAGUGAAGCUGCGCGCAUUGUGUUCGCGAACCCCCGACCUCCGCUCGUGAGCGCAUUCCGCGGGCUAGCACGGAAGCAGCCGGGGGCACCCGGCAAAAUGAAGGCCGAAGGCUGACUCACGUCAUGCCGCGCAAGAGGAGGACGUGGCAAUUCUGUACGCAAGACGGUGCCUGCUGACGCGGAAUGUCGCGACAGCUCGUGACAUCGCGAGCGUGUCCGCAACUCAGUUUCCUUCACCGCCUCAUUACGUAUUUCCUCCUCUUUCCGAGUAUUAAAACAUGUGG
This is a messenger RNA of Dermacentor silvarum, 1116 nucleotides long. RefSeq lists its product as uncharacterized. The transcript is spliced from 2 exons. The record is from RefSeq and is a predicted model, not a curated record. NCBI's taxonomy places the organism in Eukaryota, Metazoa, Arthropoda, Arachnida, Ixodida, Ixodidae. The coding region runs from base 441 to 947 and encodes 168 amino acids.